UGAAGAUCCCUGCAUUACCUCACCAGAUAAGUCAAGGGGAAGGAAUGAGAGACAGAGAAAGAGAGGGAUGGCUGAAGAGGGAGGACGGAGGACGACACCGUGCAGCUGAGACGCUGUGACUGGGGAUUGUUAGACGGGCUGUAGAGUUGCAGUCAGGCUCUGGGUCUCUGUUGGUCUUCAGUGGGGUGACUGGGUGUCGGUUCAGGGGUUGUUACUCUUAAGUUAAGUGACCUGAUUCCUGAAGCCUUCAUGUCCGAGAGGCGGCUAGAGGAUCCUGGGUCCAUCCCAGCGGAGCAGACCAGGAUGGAUCCAUGCCUGCAAUUUGGACACCAGCAGUCCACAUGCAGGGAUCCUAAGAAGUGGGUGAGGUCUGUGUGUGUGAGGGGGGUGCAACCCAACAGGACCAUGAAGCCCCAACCCUCCCCAGUUAACGCGGCCAGAGAGAGGAGCCGCGUGCGGAACCUCCGUCAGGCCUUCCACAGCCUGCAGGCAGCCCUGCCCUCCGUCCCCCGUGACACCAAGCUCUCCAAGCUGGACGUCCUGGUUCUGGCCACCGACUAUAUAGCCCACCUUACAGAGACCCUGGACCAGGGCGGUGCUCUGUCCGACCUCACACUACCCCCCAGGCCAGGGGGAUACCUCCACCCAGUCAAGAAGUGGCCAAUGCGCUCCUUGCUAUACUGUGGGAGUGUGGGGGAGCUACUGGCAGCCAAUCAGGUGCCAGCAUCUGGGGAUGAGACACAUCCACUGACCCCUACUCCAGAGGUCAACAUGGAUGAAUCCUUCUAGGACGAGUAGCAGUGACAUACCAAUCUAACUGUGAUCCAACUGCAGUAAAUGGCAAUGUAAACUUAAUGAAUGCCCUGGACACUGAAACUCCCACAAUGUCAAGGGGAUAAGAUACAAUAGAAAGAAUAUCUACAGUCUGCUUCACUUAACACAUUGUAUUACUCGUAUUUAUUAUAAUAAAAACGCUACUUUAGAGAAGUGUAUAAUUAUUUGUUAUACAUUCACACCUAGGGAAUUCAACAGACACUCAUAUUCAGAGGAACUUAUUGAGUGCAUAUCUUUUCA
Messenger RNA from Esox lucius (northern pike), 1074 nucleotides. RefSeq names its product transcription factor 24-like. Gene Ontology annotation, molecular function: DNA-binding transcription factor activity, RNA polymerase II-specific; protein dimerization activity; RNA polymerase II transcription regulatory region sequence-specific DNA binding. The transcript is spliced from 3 exons. The coding region runs from base 250 to 789 and encodes 179 amino acids. The record is from RefSeq and is a predicted model, not a curated record. NCBI's taxonomy places the organism in Eukaryota, Metazoa, Chordata, Actinopteri, Esociformes, Esocidae. Gene Ontology annotation, biological process: developmental process; regulation of transcription by RNA polymerase II.